Nicotiana tabacum (common tobacco) is the source of this 2502-nucleotide messenger RNA. The record is from RefSeq and is a predicted model, not a curated record. Lineage: Eukaryota; Viridiplantae; Streptophyta; Magnoliopsida; Solanales; Solanaceae.
UAAAGUUUCAUAUAUAUAUAUAUAUGCUCAAUCAAAUCAAACUUCCUAACUUCAUCUAUGUUGCAGUUACUAGGUUGGAUGCACCGUAAAGCAAAGCAAAACAGCAAUGAGUCCGCAAAGAAUAUCAUACUAGAAAACUCUGCUACUUCCUUCUCAGCUGGCACAUUAUUUGAAGAACAAGAAUACUAUGGAGAAGCAAACUACAGCUUCACAAUCUCAAAGCAACCUGCUUGCAAGGAAGUUAAAAGCACCGAAACAGAAAUGGCUUUGGAAAAACUUUUUCAUGGCUUUCUUUCAAUUGGUACUCUUGGUUCUCAAACAAUAAAAAGUGACCCUCCAACUCCUACAUUUCCUAUGCAUCUUGAGCAUGUAAUUCAUGGUGAAGUAAAGCUAGACAUAAAAGAGAAUGAAUUGAAGCGUAUAAAUGAUGAGCUAGAGAAGUUUGUAGAAGCUGAAGUUGCUCAUGAAUCAUCAGAGAGAAGCAGCCAUGCAAGCAUUAUUACACUCAGUGGCGGAAAACAAUUAAUUGAGGAGGUUGAAUUACCAGAAACCUAUGGUAAUUCUGUUCAAUUCCCACUCCAGAAAUAUCUAUUUGGCUCUUCAGUUGAACUUUCAGAGACAGAAGUUGAGGGAAAGAAACCAAAAGGAGAGCUCCUUAUUAAGAGGAACAACAUAGCGGGAGAGCAUCAUAUAGGAAAAGAUGGAAAAGAGAAGAAACAAACCAAGGGAAGACGUGCAAUGCAUUUUAUGAAGAAAAUGCUGAAGAAUCUCCACUCCAAGUCAAAGAGCUCUACAGAUCCUUCUUCUGGAGAUGUCAAUGAAUAUGUCUCAAGAAAGAGGAAACUCCCUCAGGUCCUAAAAAUGUUAAAAAGGAAAGUUCAUCCAGCUGAGGGAUUAACAGAUAAGAACAAGCCACUAAAGGAUGAGAUCAGAAAGAUUUCCUGCGAAGCUGGUAAACUGGGAGCAAAUGGUGAACUGAACAAAAUGUUUUCUAACGCUUCUGUUCCCACUAAGAUAUUACAUGCUUCGGAAGUAUAUCCAAGUGACAUGGAAUAUGAUGUGUCAGCAGUAAACAGGGAGCAUUGGAUUAAAACAGAUGCUGACUAUUUGGUGCUGGAGCUCUAGAUGGGAAAAUUUAGAAAAAAGAAUGUAAUGCCGAUCCUCUGCAUUUCUACUCCAGGAGCACAAUAUGCGUGCAGUAUUGAGCUGUCAAUUGUGAACAAAAUAAAUGAAUCUCUCCUUCGCUCUACGUGUGUUGCUAAGUUGUGUGAGAAAUGGGUUGUUAUCAUCAAGUUUGAUCUAUUGUUGAUGUGCUAAGAAUUGUUGAGAAAGUAUUCUCAUGCUCUGAUGUUUUCACUAUCACGGAACAUUUCCAAUGAUACGUGAAGAUCCCCAUUGAUUAUCUGUGUUAAAGUUAAAACUUUGAUUGUUAUGAUUAAAACUGUAGUGCAGCAGAUAUAUCAUUCUACCACCAGUAAAUAUGAAUACUUUUAUAUAGUUAGAUCAAGUCCGGAAGGCAUACCCCUUGAACUUUCACAAGAAGGCUGUCAUGGACUUUGUCAAGUCACUUGAACCACUAAAAUGAAAAUAUAUAGUUUACUUAACCACUAAAAAGAUGUAUUUCCUAAUUACCAUAGGAGCUACAUUUCUAAGGCUAACUUUGUAACUUCCGCACAGAAUGAGCAUCAGUAAAGCUGAAUAAAGAUGAGAGCACGCAAAAGAGGCUUCAUAGUUGUACUCACACAGUCACAUCUCAUUCAUCACUUGAGAAAAUUGAUCAAGGAAUAUAUAUAUAUAUAUUUUUUUUUUGAUAAGGAAUCAAGGAUUAUAUAAUAAGUCCUGACUAUUAAAUGGUUAGCAUCCUAUUUAAGUACUGCCCCUUUUUUUGUUCUCCAAUAUUAAUCCACUAGAAACUACUAUCCUUGCACCAUAUAUGUAGCUGUACGAGGAAGAACCAAACUUGACACAAUAAAAAUACAAGGUACAUGGACUGUCCAUUUUCACAAGCAGACAUUAAAUACUGAAUACAAAUCAUGAAGCAUGAAUCUUGACAUAAUCAGGUUGAUACUAUUUUCAAUAAAAUCUCGCCUUAUAAAAAAAAAUAUGAAGCAUGAAGAUGGAUCAUUAGGAACACAUAGCAGCAGACGAGAAAUUUUUUGAAAGCGCCCAACAGAAUACAAUCAGUUUCAACAAUGAAUUUAGUCUUUCCAAAUUCCCUGUUUAGAAACUUAAUGAUAGAGUUGAACACAUUCUGUAUCAUCUAUGAGAAGGAAUAUGGGCCACCACUAGCUUUUUGUAACUUUAGGCACAUGAGUGAAAAUGUAAGCAAAGAUAUUAAUGAUUACAGUUCUAUUAUUACUAUACAAUUUUAUUGUAGCAACAGUGACAUUCACAUGCAUGCAAUCUUGUGAUUCACUAGCCGACUAUUUGGGAACUGCUUUAUUCAAUAUGAUCUGCAGAAACAAUGUCAUUCACAUGCAGCAAAGCAGUGUGUAAUUUAAA